Molecule: messenger RNA, 219 nt
Organism: Penicillium soppii
Lineage: Eukaryota; Fungi; Ascomycota; Eurotiomycetes; Eurotiales; Aspergillaceae
Product: Ish1 domain-containing protein
Exons: 3
Coding region: 1-219 (72 amino acids)
Source: RefSeq, a predicted model, not a curated record
AUGGUCACAGCAGUGGCAGCCUUUUCCAUAUGGGGCAGCGAUGUCCUGCCUGCCCAAGCUGAUCCCACUGGCAACCCAGAAGAUUGGACAUUGGAUGAAAUAAAAAGAUGGCUUCGCGCAAGAGGACUGUUGCCAAACGAGAGUGCGACGCGCGAGGAGCUACUCGAAAGAGUCAAAGCAAACCUGCGCAUACCACGCAAGACAUCGGCUGGGCCGUGA